Messenger RNA from Mytilinidion resinicola, 855 nucleotides. RefSeq lists its product as uncharacterized. Bases 170 to 694 code for a protein of 174 amino acids. The transcript has a single exon. NCBI's taxonomy places the organism in Eukaryota, Fungi, Ascomycota, Dothideomycetes, Mytilinidiales, Mytilinidiaceae. The record is from RefSeq and is a predicted model, not a curated record.
CGUUAACUCCUCUUCUCUGCUUGAAUGAUACGACUUGCGUGGGAGCACUCCAUCACCACCACCAACAUCACGUUCCUUAUUCCCAUUGGAUUGGAUGGACCCAUGUCCACCACCUCCCCUUGGGCCGCAAUUUCUAUUGUAAGCGGAUUGUGCUAAUCGGUCAUGUAGCAUGAGCGGACCUCAUUCUCAGGAACUAAAUUACCGCAUUUUUGAUAACAAGGCACCUUGCAGGACGAACAUCAUUCAAAAAACUGACUUGUUCCGCACAACAACUUCGAAGAUUAUCCGAGAUUCCAAUUACAGCUAUGAAGCGAUUGUACAGGCCUUGACCUCUGCCUCUAUACCGCUGUUGGGGAUGGAGCUUCUUAGGGUAGGCCAUCCAGAAUGUUCCUAUGCCAGUCCACCAAUGCUCGCGGUCAAUCUCCGCAUAGUAUCUACUUGCCCGAUUUCGCAAUUUCUCUGCUUCCUCUAUGUUUCCAAGUCUAAGAUUAGCAUCACAGCUGGAGUAAUCUAUUAUAAUGGGAGUGAAUUCUGUAAACUUGUUCCGGAGAGUCUCUGCUUGGUUUCGAGCGUCAUUCCACAGAUCUCGUGCUUGAGUGUAGUGGCCUUUGAGGUGUGCUACCAAUGCUCCUCCAAGGCAGGCUUUGAGAUGGAUGAGUUCAGAAUUCCAGGUACCUUCACUGCCAGCUUUUAGUCCGUGUGCUUCUUUCAACUCUUCGAACCGACGUUUGGCAUCGUUCAAUUUGAGAAGGAUCUCUUCGGAAAGUGCUCUUCCCUCAACUUUCGCGAUUAACCCAUGGCAGAGCCUAGCCUCUGCCAAUGAAACUUGCAAGUUUCUGUAUGUUGAGAGGCUUC